CUCCUGACAGAUACCUCUCCCCACCACGCCUUUCAUACCGCCAACCAACCCAAUAUCUUGUUGACAGCAUGCGCAUUAUUCGCCCAUACUGCCCCAACGAGCGACCGACACUAUUCGGCGGGCGGGCGGGCCAAUUCCCUCGGAAAAUUUUCGGCUGAUAGCAGACGGAGCGCGUCUACUUCUAUUAAAGCUGCUUUUGUCGUCAUGAAUCGUUUUCAUCGAAAACGAUGCCCUAGCCCUGGCAGAAAUGAAGCCUCUGACCUUACUACAAAAACUGCGCAUUCUUCACCCCUCAAACAGGCCCCGCUAUCUCAUCUAUUUUCAAGCUCUCUCCGACUCAGUCCUGUCCCCCGACUCGCCUUUGCCUCCCUACCAAACCACCACCACGAUCACUACAAAAAAUCUAAAGAUGAACUUCACGCAAACAGAGAAACUGAUGGAAAAUUGGCCAACAACCGUAACUCUAUCAAAUCAAUCCAAGAAGACCCUUUCUUCAAAAACUACGCUUCGCCUCAAACACUUUCUCUCGCUCGGGAACUGAAGACGGCUUCCAAUGCAGGAUAUCAUGAGAACGAAAGGUUUCUUGUCGCCAAUUCUCCCGCUUUAAAUGCGCGGCCAGCCACUGGCAAUCUUGUUGGGGAACUGGCUAAGCCGCCUAGCACAAAGUGUGCAAUUAACAUUGCUAUCAUCGGAGCUGCUGGUGUCGGAAAAUCAACCCUUAUCCAACGGGCUCUUGGACUCAGCGCUCCGACCAACUCAGUCUCUACAAGUCUUCCAAUCUUCAUCGACAAUGUGGCCUUUAUGCUCAGUCUUAAUGAAUUGAGCCUAGAGUCUUUUUGCGUCAAUCCAGGGCAGAAGAUAGAUUGGCCCAAUGAAAUAAAUGGCCAGACUGUACCUCGCAUAGACGGUGCCCUAGUUCUUUGCGAUGUCCAGAGCAAGGAAAGCAUCCAAAAUCUACCUGAAAUAUUGAAUGAGCUCGUCGUUUCGCUGCUACCGACUAUCCUUGUAUCUUGCAAAUGUGAUAUGCCAGAGCAAAUGCAGCAAAUUGACGCUGAAGCCGUUAAAUAUUUAUCCAAUCCGUGCUUUGACGUUAUGAAAUUGGCCUCAAAUGUCCCUGAAAGCGCUCGACUUUGCCUUUCUGCGAUGAUUAGAGCCAUUAUGAUCUGCAGAGAAGACCCCAAUUCCGCCAACCAAAGUUUCUCUUCCGACCUUCAAAAAACUCCAUCAAGAAGAUCCCUGCGCGAACUCAAACCAAACGAGCACUACGGCAAACACUCCCGUGCAAAUUCAGAAUAUUUAGUUGGUCCGAAUAUAAUUCUUCCCUUCACAGUCGCUACAUCUUCAUCAGUCUCCUCUCAUUCUAUUGGUCCUGGUCCCCGACGUCCAUGGUCUUCUCGAACUGGUCAGUCAAGUCUCCUCGGACAAGUCAACUUUCACCAUAAUCCGCAAUUUGCAAAAACUGCUCCGGAAAUAUCUAAUCUUAAUUCAACAUUUGGAAUCCCCUCAGACGUGUCCCCGUGUAUAUCAGAGGAAUUUACUACGCACGCCAACUCUCUUAUAGCUCAAAUCAUCGUAGACGAGAAACCAAAAAGCAUCAAUUCUGACAGUAGUUUUUUCCGGAAGAGCAAUGAAGUUAACUCUAGCAAUCGUGACAAGCCAAAAGGGGUUACGUUUGAUGAACUUGUUGACCGAUUAACUGGAGAGGUCACAUCGACCGCAGAUCAAAAGUUUGUUGACAUAUUCCUCUGCUUAUAUCGAAAAUUUGCUAGCCCAGGCAAGCUUUUUACGGGAAUACUUGCCAGGUUAGAACUCGUAACAAAUGAAAAUAGAAUUCACACCUUAAUUCGAACGGAAAAGCAAUUUAGGAUCUUAAAUAUUAUUUCUAAAUGGAUAUGCGCAUAUCCAGGAGAUUUUGCCGGUCCUUCUACAAGUAGAAAACUUUGCGAAUUUAUCCAAAAGUUGUCUAAAGAAUCGUUAUUCGUUGCUGCGGCAGAUGAAAUCCGAAGACAGUUUGAAUUGCGCGUUAUGGAAGAUGACGAUACUGGAUGGGCUAAAACAGAUGCAGACUUCCAGACCAAAACUUGCAGUGAAUCUGACUCGAUUUCCCUGCUAAAGUACGGAUCGGUAGCUAGAACGAACUCUGAAAGCUUUGCCAUGAGUUUCUUCGAGGACGACGAAAGCGAAGAAAUGGACCGAACAUUUUCGCGAGCAGCCAUCCAGAAUAGGAUAGAUUCGCCUGUACCUUCCUUAAACGGUAUCGAAGACUUUGAGAGAGAAGCCCUAACUAUGGUCCCAAGAGGUCAUUUAUCUCUAAAUAAGAUUCUCUUCAACGAUUUCAUUCAGGUAUCGGACGACGAUUUCUCCACUGAAAUGACUCGCAUAGAUUGGGUCAUGUUCUCGUGCAUUCGGCUUCGGGACCUGAUUCGUCACGUUAUUCUUUCAUCUGAACAGAAAGAAUUGUGCAAGGGAUUGAAAAAUGUGAACCGGAUGAUUAAUCAUUUCAAUCAUAUCGCAAAAUGGGUUGCUAAUAUGAUUUUGAUGCGAGACAAGGCAAAAUAUAGAGCACUGGUACUAGAAAAGUUUAUCAACAUUGCUUUCAAGCUACGUCAGUUAAACAAUUACAACGGACUGGCUGCUGUCCUGGCCGGUAUUAAUGGAAGCGCCAUUCAUAGACUUACUCAAUCUUGGAGUCUAGUACCUUUAGAGAUACAAAGGCGCUUUACUCGUCUUGUGGUCUUGAUGGGAACUCAGAAAAGCUACUAUGCUUACCGAAUAGCAUGGGAGAAUUCAUCUUCCUCCCGAAUACCUUAUAUACCUCUUCAUCGCCGAGAUCUUAUAUCUGCAGAACAGGGUAGUCGUACUUUUUUGGGUGAGGACAAGGAGCGGAUCAACUGGAGAAAAUUUGAAGUUCUGUCAGAGAUUAUUCUGCCUAUCAUGAAGAGUCAAAUGGUGCCAUACCAAAAUUUAACCAAAAUUAAGGCAGCACAAGAGUUAAUUUUGAACUGUAAGAUGCUGAAUGACGAUGAGGAAGUUUAUCAAAGAAGUUUAGCAGUUGAGAGUCACAAUCCGUCGACUAGCGUUGAGUUUGGGAAGAAAAAAUUUACGUGGUUUCAAAAGUAA
This is a messenger RNA of Blumeria graminis f. sp. triticale, 3120 nucleotides long. NCBI's taxonomy places the organism in Eukaryota, Fungi, Ascomycota, Leotiomycetes, Helotiales, Erysiphaceae. The record is from the annotation of a GenBank genome assembly.